This is a messenger RNA of Diversispora eburnea, 3222 nucleotides long. The record is from the annotation of a GenBank genome assembly. Lineage: Eukaryota; Fungi; Glomeromycota; Glomeromycetes; Diversisporales; Diversisporaceae.
AUGGAUAAUCAAUAUGUGAUUAAAGAUAGUCGAAUAUUAGUUUUAUUAGACCGAGCAACCGAUAGUCAAAAAGACCAACAACUAAGAGUGGAGGCUUUAAUUUCGUUACAACAAUUAAUUGAAAACGAAAAACAACUUUUGGAAUUUGGAUUAUUAGAAAAAAUUAGUGUUUUAAUAAAAGAUUCGAUAUCCGAAAUUAGAGAAUGGACUAUUGAUUUUUUUGAAUGUGAAAAUCAACAUGAUGCUAGUUCAUUAUGGAACAUAGCAACUUUCAUAAAAAUACAUAUAAUGCGUUUCUUUGAUUCCGAUGAUACCAAACAAGGAAUUAAAAUAAGUGCAAUAAAGUUUUUACAAGUAGUUUCAACUGUUCAAUCACGUCACGUGAGACCUGAAGAAGACAUUUCAUUGUCAUUAUGUCCUCAAUCUCACCCUAUAUUAAAUGCUUUUGCAUUAGAGAAAGAAGCGAUCUCAAUUAUAAAUGGAUUGUAUAGUCUUUUAAAUAAAGAAUCAAGUAAUGUUAUUACUGCAAUUAUUAAUGCUUUGGGACCAGUUUUUAGGUCAAGACCUCAAUAUAUUUAUCCUUUGGUGAAUAUUGUUCUUAAAUGGAAAAAGAAUCCACCUACACAUUUAUCCGAACUUCAAUUAAGAAGUGUAAAGAAAACAAUUAAGAUUCAAUUAAUGACAAUUUUAAGAAUUCCAUUAUUUGAAUCUUUACCGUUUAUUAAUGAAGUUUUUGAUGCCAUCAUAAUAUUGGGUGGUAGAAAUGAUCCCAUGAAAUUUCCAAGACAAUUUAGAAGAUUAUUGUAUCAAAAAGAAGGAAUAGAAGAUGGGUUUAGAACUUCUGGACAAAGACGCAAUAGAAACAAUGGGAACAACGGGUUAUCUUUCGAUCCAACACAAUUUUCAAUACCUUUUGUAGUUGAUGUUAUACAUUACGCUUUACAAGCGAUUCCACAAGAGAGAUUGUUACAAGCGAAACAGACUUUGCAACAACGAGAAGCAAAUAUGGCAACAAGAAAUUUAUUGACACCACAGACAUCACAACAAACAAAUAUAAAACAAACACGUGAAGAACGUAAAGUACGUGAUCCACGUUUAGAGUUUCAAAGAGAAUCAACUCCCAAAUCUCCAUCACCACCACCUGUAGUUAAAAGUGAAGAAGAAGAAGAAAUUAUUUUCAUGUCUACAGAAACUUCGGAAACUCCAGAAACCAAAGAACCAGUUAAACCCGAAAUCAAAUAUGAAUAUGAUGAUGAUAUGGAAAUUGAAGAAUUUUUUCCUGAGAAAAAUAUAGUACCUGAGGAACAUGAUGAAAUGGAAAUAACAGAAGAUUCAGAAAAAGUUGAAUCAAUAAGUGAAGAUGAUGAAAAUGAUGAAAAUGAACAAUCAGAAAUACAAGAAGAUCAAUUAGAAGAUUUAGAAUUUGAAUCAGAAGAUCAAGAUUUACCACCUGCAACACCAACUUUCAAAUUUCAACCAUAUGUUCUUCCACCACCAGAAAAUUUACCAGAAGAACAAUGUCAAACAUUUAUUAAAACUGUACUUGUAAAUAUUUUAGAAAUAGAAUCAAAAUUAUCGACUGAAGUAAAAGGAACUCGAUCAAAUGUUGUUCUUACUACUUUAUCUAAUGGGAAAAGAUUAACCAGAACACAAUUACAUGUUAUGGCAGUUAGAUUAUUGACAAGAGGUCUUGAAUUUCCUAAUGAGGCAACUGAAAAGACAAAUAAUGAAUUAAGAGAAAUUGUGGUUCAGCAUAUUCUUGAAGAUUUUAAGAAUAGAAUGGAUUUUGCACUGACAUGGCUUGAUGAAGAAUGGUAUCAUGAUAUUGUUAGGCAGAGAGUAGAUCCAUCUCAUAAAUCUAAUUAUGUAAUUUGGAUUAGUCGAUUGUUGGAUAGAAUAAUUCCAGCACUUGAAGAUCGAGUUCUCUCACAAUUUUUAUUAGAUGUUCCAGAAUUGGUCGAAGAUAUUGUUGAUCGCAUAAAAAUAUUUUGUAAUGAUCCUGAUAGGAGGAUGCUGGGAUUUUCUACUUUAAGUGAAUUAAUUGAUUUACGACCACCUGCAAGAUCAUUUUGUAUGAAAAUUUUAUUGGCUUAUUGUUUACAUAGAGAUGAAAGUACACGAACAUCAGCGAUCACAGUUGUUAAUAAAUGGUAUCCUAAUCAUUCGGAAAUAAGUCAAACUAUUGAAUUAUUUGCAUUAGAAUCACUUCGACAAAUUUGUCACGAAAUUCCACCAACUUUAUUUGAUUAUCAUUAUCAUGUUGGUGGGGUAGAUGAUACAAAAGAAAUAAUUACAAAAGACGAUGAACUUGAAACGAGGAAAUGGGCUCAACAAGAUGUUGAUCGCCACAUAGAUUUAUUUCUUUCUUUGUGUUCAAAAAAAAAUGAAUUAUUUAAUGAAUUAAUUUCAGCUUACAUUCGAACACCUGAACCAAUACAAGUUAUGAUUCGAAAGAAUGCACAAAAAAUCAUUGAUACAAUUGGAUUGAAUGGAUUAAUUCAACUUUUUCGUACUUUUCCUAAUGGAGCUGAAGAUUUCGUGUUAAAGAUUCAAUUAACUAAUACAGUUAAAUCAGUAAUCACGCAAAGGAAUCUAGAUGGAAGAUUUCUUUUUCCUAUUAUUUCAUAUUUUGAAAAGGUAAGAAUUGUCUCUACCCUUGAUGCAACAGAAAAACAACGAGAUAUUGUUAAAAAAGUUUUUCUAAAAAUAGUAACCCCAACAAAUGGUGUCACACCAAUAACACCAAGUGAAUUAUUAGUUUCAUUACAUCAAAUGGAUGUACCUUUAAAACAAUCCGUUGAAGCUAUUCAUACAUGUUUCACGUUAGCAAAUAUAUUUAAUCAACAAAUUUUGGGUGCAGUGUUACAACAUUUAUCCGUACAAUCUGAAUUACCUAUGACAUUUAUGAGAACAGUUACAUUAAGUGUUAGAGCACAUAAUGCUUUGGCAGGAUUUGUUAAUGAUUUGUUGAUAAGAAAAGUAACUGAUAUAUGGAAAAAUGAAGUUUUGCGUAAAGGAUUUAUAUUAUAUUGUACCGAAUUUUGUUUAAAGAUAAAACCAAAUAAUUUUAAAUUUUUAUUACAAUUACCUCAAACUCAAAUUCAAGAUAUUUUAAAACAACGAGAUCAAACUUUAUCGAAAGCUUUAAAAAGGUAUGUCGAUAAUUUAAAACCCGAGCAAAGAAGAGGAAUUCCACAAUACUUAUUAGAAAUCUUAGAAACC